Messenger RNA from Pterocles gutturalis (yellow-throated sandgrouse), 243 nucleotides. Its product is annotated as protein S100-A7-like 2. The transcript is spliced from 2 exons. The coding region runs from base 1 to 243 and encodes 80 amino acids. Lineage: Eukaryota; Metazoa; Chordata; Aves; Pterocliformes; Pteroclidae. The record is from RefSeq and is a predicted model, not a curated record. Gene Ontology annotation, molecular function: calcium ion binding.
AUGCCACUCGACCUCCUCAGCUUCAAAGACUUCAACACGCUGUUGCACGAGCAGGCACCGACCUUCCUGCAAGCUUGUAAUAGGGACGAUCAGAAAUACCUGAACGGGCUCUUCAAGGAGACAGACUUAAAUAAGGACAAACAGCUGACUUUCGAGGAGUUCACCACCGUGCUGGGCAAGCUGACCGACGACGCCCAUCGCAUCAUCCACGAGGAGGAGCGCUGUAAACCCGACAAGCAUUGA